CCUCACCUGUGACAGGAUUUCUCUAUCUUUGGGGGGCGGAUUAAAACAAUGAAGAUGUCUCCCCCGGAUCGAAGGAAAAGCAUACGUGACCUGGCGCUGGAGAUUGGCAUUCGAGUUCUGCUCUUCGGAGUUUUCGUCUUCACGGAGUUCCUGGAGCCCUUCGAGAGGGUUAUUCAGCCAGAGGAGAUGUGGCUAUACAAGAACCCGCUGGUGGAAUCUGACCACAUUCCCAAGAGGGUCAUGUUCGCCAUUUCGUUUCUCACUCCGCUGGCUGUGAUAUUCGUGGUGAAGAUCAUACGUCGAACCGACAAGACCGAAAUCAAAGAGGCGUGUCUCGCCGUCUCCCUGGCCCUGGCUUUGAACGGAGUCUUCACCAAUACUAUCAAGUUGAUAGUGGGCAGGCCGAGGCCAGACUACUUCCAUCGCUGUUUCCCAGACGGACAGUUCAACACGAAGAUGCUUUGCACGGGCGAGCCGGACCUGGUGGCUGAGGGCCGCAAGAGUUUUCCCAGCAGCCACUCCUCCUUUGCGUUCUCUGGUCUGGGCUUCACCUCGUUCUACCUGGCGGGGAAGCUGCAGUGCUUCACGGACAGCGGGCGCGGCCGCAGCUGGCGGCUGUGUGCCAUGGUGCUUCCCCUGUACAGCGCCAUGAUGAUCGCCCUCUCCCGCACCUGCGACUACAAGCACCACUGGCAAGACGCCUUAGUCGGGGGAGUGAUCGGCCUGGCCUUCGCCUACGUCUGCUACCGGCAGCACUACCCCCCCUUCUUGCACAUAGACUGCCACCUGCCUUACGCCAGCCUGGCGGCCGCGCCCAGCACCGCCCACGAGAAGCCCCAGCCCACGGACAACGCCACCGGCCUCCCCAUGGAGGGCCUGACAGAGGGGCCCGUAUGA
Messenger RNA from Conger conger (European conger), 897 nucleotides. It is a transcript of the gene plpp4, whose product is annotated as phospholipid phosphatase 4. Gene Ontology annotation, molecular function: phosphatidate phosphatase activity. The record is from RefSeq and is a predicted model, not a curated record. Lineage: Eukaryota; Metazoa; Chordata; Actinopteri; Anguilliformes; Congridae. The coding region runs from base 49 to 897 and encodes 282 amino acids. The transcript has 7 exons. Gene Ontology annotation, biological process: phospholipid metabolic process.